Daldinia decipiens is the source of this 621-nucleotide messenger RNA. RefSeq lists its product as uncharacterized. NCBI's taxonomy places the organism in Eukaryota, Fungi, Ascomycota, Sordariomycetes, Xylariales, Hypoxylaceae. The transcript has a single exon. Bases 1 to 621 code for a protein of 206 amino acids. The record is from RefSeq and is a predicted model, not a curated record.
AUGGCGUCCACAUCCCUAGACUUGACUCUUCCAGAAGCCGCACCCGGACUCACUACAUACGGAAAAUACAGCUGGGGCGACGCUUUUUUCUACCUUUAUAACCUCGUUCCCGGUGUCAACUUAGCUGAGGUCGCCGCCGGCCUGCAAGAAGUGUGGUACAAGGAAGAGAACGUAACACCCAUAAUCAAAAUCGCACGACCCGAGGCUGAUUUCGCGGGUAAGACGCUCAGCGAUGUGGUCGCUGCUCAUGUCGCCGCGGAUAAGGGAAUCAAACUCGAUAAAGUGAAAAGUCGCGGUUCAAAAAGGAGACAUCGCGAGUCAAUGGGAAAUAUAUCUGUCUAUCCUACGGCCUUUGUUGUAGUGACAAAGAAAGACUGGAAGAAAGACGGCGGAUUACUAUGGGUCUACGUGAUGGAUGGCAAAAAAGGAAAGGGGGGAAAGUUGGAUAAGUUUUUCUUCAGAUUUGAAGAUGCGUAUCUGUUGCUUGCGGGGGUGUUAUUUGUGAACUGUACACUAAACGAAGCGAAGAGAGAAUAUGAUAUCGAGGCACGGCACGACGACGACGACGAUGAUGAUGACGAUGAAGAAGAGGAGACGACCGAUGAAGAGGACGAUGACUGA